AUGUCCACGACUGACAACCCACAGCCGUCUGCUGAUGAUGAGGCCUAUAAGCUUGUUAGCCGAUUCAUCAAUAUUCAGACUCCCGGCACCACUACUGGGUCUCCACGCUGGUUGCAAGCAGCCGGGUUAAUAGCAGAAACUUGCCCACUGUUACGCGACGUCCUCGAGGCAACGUCAAGAUUAUUUUUGGCGAAGACUAUCAAGGACACGGAAAUAGAACUGGAUGCGCAGCAGAGAUAUGGUUCCGUUCUUAGUCGGGUACAGUCUUCCUUGAGACAGCCGGAUGAAUCAUCAUCUACUUGGCUAUUAUUGUCCAUUGCUGUGGUUACUAUUUUUGAGAUGCUUCAACAGCGAAGUGAGAAUCCUAUUGUUUGUCACUGGGGCGCUCUUCUCACGCUUAUUGAAAAGAGGGGUCCAUUGCGACACGUCCAUGGCAUUGAACGAUGCUUUUUUAUUGAAUUAAGAUUACUUUGGGUUCUAUGGUCAGUAGAAUUUCGCAGACCAACAUUUCUUUCACUGGAAGAAUGGAGGACCAUUCCCUGGACACAAACGGACGUGCAAAAGGAUGCCCUACAACAUCUCUUAGAUACUGUGUUAGAGAUUCCAGCCUUCCUCAGGCAAUGUGAUAGGUAUACCGAGAUGUCAAAUGACCCCUCUAUACCCGCCCAGGAGAGCACACUAAUGAUGCGGAGUAUGCAAUCCUGGGCUUUUAUUCUCAGAAAUCGGCUCCAGCAGUGGAAGGGAGAUUAUGCUGAUGAUUACCCAGCUGGUCAGCCAUACGAGUGCAACCAAAAUGACACACUGCCUAUCUUUCAAUGUUGGAACAGGGAAAGAGACAUCGUUAUUACUCCGACGGCAUUUAUGUAUCCUGACCUAGUCCUUGCGACAAGCCUAUGCAUUUAUAAGGCCAUCCUCCUUAGUCUCAGUAACGAGGUCGUCUCCGCUGAUUUUAUUACUCAAACCAAGAAAUAUUCCUAUGCAUGCGACAUAUGUCGGAGUAUUCAAUUCUAUCUACAGGCAAAUCAUGGAAAUGUGACCAUGCAGAUUCUUUAUCCUCUGCGGAUCGCAUACCAGGUUUUUGAGGAAAGAUCAAUCGAAAGGCAGUUUGUUGAGGAUAUAUCUGAAUUUAUUGUGAAACAGUAUCAUUUCGAGGCAUUCCCCAGUCUAGUUACAGCAACAACUCCGCCCGAUAAUUCUGUGUUAAACCAACAAAUAUAA
Molecule: messenger RNA, 1218 nt
Organism: Talaromyces proteolyticus
Lineage: Eukaryota; Fungi; Ascomycota; Eurotiomycetes; Eurotiales; Trichocomaceae
Exons: 3
Coding region: 1-1218 (405 amino acids)
Source: RefSeq, a predicted model, not a curated record